AUGACUCUUCCUCUGUGGGAUAUCCGAGAGUUUGAAAGUUUUAUUUGUGAGCGUGAUCCUCUUUUGAGGUGUUGUUUAAUUGCUACAAUAUCAUUGUCUGCACUCUCAUGGAGUGAGGAGACAAUUUCAUUGAAUGAGCUCAGAAGUUGGGAUAUGUCAAUAAUAAGUGCAUUAUCAUUUUUGGACUUGAUUUGA
Dentiscutata erythropus is the source of this 195-nucleotide messenger RNA. NCBI's taxonomy places the organism in Eukaryota, Fungi, Glomeromycota, Glomeromycetes, Diversisporales, Gigasporaceae. The record is from the annotation of a GenBank genome assembly.